AUGUCAAUCCUUGGAAGGGUGGACAAGCUCCUCAAAGUUAAAGGAACUGAUCCUUUACCCGGUCAAUCAAUAGCCGAAAGCUUUCUAAAUAAUAAAGAUUUACGUCCUGUCGAGCCAGAAAGAAGAACUUGGUCAUCAUGGUCUUUCGUCUUUUUUUGGGUCGCCGACGGUUUGAAUUUGAGCACUUUCUACCUGGCAAGUAGUGCUUUUUCACUUGGAUUAUCUUGGUAUGCUGCUUGGAUAGCCGUUAUUCUAGGUUAUACAAUCGUUUCUUUCGUUAUCGUCAUUACCGCGCGCAUUGCCGCCAUUUAUCAUAUUUCGUUCCCCAUCCUCGCGCGAUCUUCGUUUGGUGUCUGGGGUGCGAUCUGGCCAACGAUCAACAGAUCAGCUAUGGCCUGCAUUUGGUACGGAGUUCAAUCGUAUAUAGGAGCCCAGUGUGUUACUCUUUUGCUAAGAAGUUUGGCUCCAAAAUACAUCCAAAUGCAUAAUUCCCUUCCUGCCUCAGCCGGACUCACGACCGCCGAUUUCGUUUCAUUCUUUUUGUUCAGUUUGAUCUCUUUACCAAUCAUUUACAUCAAGCCCGAGAAGAUUCGAUGGUUCUUCAUGGUUAAAGCAGUCAUUGUUCCAAUUGCUGCUUUUGCCUUCUUCGGAUGGUCAAUAGCUUCUGCGAAUGGACUCGGACCAAUUGUGCAUACACCCGCAACCGUCUCCGGUUCGGUAUUUGGAUGGGGAUUUGUAUCAAGUGUAAUGAGCUGCAUCUCAAACAUGGCAACCCUGGCUGUCAAUAUUCCCGAUGUGGCCCGCUUAGCGAAAUCGAAACGAAGCGUUACCUGGUCACAAUUGCUUGCCAUUCCUUUCACUUUCAGCAUCACAUCUUUCCUCGGAAUCAUUAUUGCCUCAUCAUCACAAGUCAUUUACGGUGAAUUGAUUUGGGACCCUGUACAGAACUUGGGUGAACGUUUGAAUCGCAACCCAUACGGAUCAGCAGAUCGAGCAGGUGUUUUCUUCAUCUCCUUCGCUUUCAUCAUCGGUCAAAUUGGUACAAAUGUUGCCGCAAAUUCUCUUUCGGCCGGUCACGAUUUAGCAGCCAUCAUGCCACGUUACAUUACCAUUCGCAGAGGUUCAUUCGUAGCUGCUGCAGUCGGUUUUGCCAUGUGUCCUUGGAAUUUACUCAAAUCUUCAAAUUCUUUCACAACUUAUCUCUCGGCCUAUUCGUUAUUCUUGAGUUCAAUCUCUGGUACUAUGUUGUGCGAUUACUACAUCGUCCGCCGUGGCGUUUUGCAAGUCGAAUCUCUCUACACAUGCAAACCUGAUCAACCGUACAGAUACCUUGGAGGUUUUAAUUUACGUGCCUUUGCUGCUUACAUUUCCGGUAUCGCAAUGACAGUGACCGGAUUUGCUGGCAUUUUAGGAGCAAACGUUUCUUCAACCGCUCAACACAUGUACACUUUGGCAUAUCCGAUUGGAUUUUUGACCAGUGGUUUGGUUUAUUUGAUUUUAUGCACAAUUUUCCCAAUUCCUGGUUCUUAUGAUGUACGAAAAUCCGGUAAAACAUUUAACGAACCACAAUCUUGGGAAUCCGAUUCUUGGUUCCCUGAAGUGGAUGUUUCUCAUCAUCGUCAAACAUUGUCGGGAAACAUCACCCCAAGCACCGAAAAAGAUGGCUCUUUGACGGAAAAGGCUGAUAUCCGUGAAGAAGAGUAUCGUUAG
Meira miltonrushii is the source of this 1710-nucleotide messenger RNA. Its product is annotated as NCS1 nucleoside transporter family. The transcript has a single exon. Bases 1 to 1710 code for a protein of 569 amino acids. Lineage: Eukaryota; Fungi; Basidiomycota; Exobasidiomycetes; Exobasidiales; Brachybasidiaceae. Gene Ontology annotation, cellular component: plasma membrane. Gene Ontology annotation, molecular function: nucleobase transmembrane transporter activity. Gene Ontology annotation, biological process: transmembrane transport; nucleobase transport. The record is from RefSeq and is a predicted model, not a curated record.